AUGGAGGCCUUGGAAGCGGCCGUUUUGUCGCGGAAAGGAGGAGGAGACGAAGACAAAACGAGAAAACUUUGGCGAGAGCCUUUGAAACAGAUCGCGGAUUUGGAAAAUCGAGAGAAAAGGGACGCUUUGGCGACGAGUUUAGUUCCCUUGGCAAAGUUUUUUUUCUCUCUCUCAGAAGAAAAUAAUGCGACGACGACUGCGACGACGACGACGACGACUACUGCUGCGACGACGACGAUUCAGACGACGACGACGUUUGACGAACCGCCGAAAGCAAACGAGUACGAUUUUGUGACCAGAGACGUGUCGUUGAGCACGCCGAGAGGGAAAUUUGACGUGUAUAAGAUGAGAAAUUCGUCUUCGAUUUUGUUGUAUUCCUGCAAUCCGAAAAAGAAGGAGAGUUUGUUGCUGAGGAAAGAGAACAUGGCCACGUUCGCGGUGUUACCGACGGAGGACUCGAACGGGACGCAAUAUUUGGUGGUUUCUUUGAAAGAGGAGGUGACGUUACCGUCGGUAAAAAAUGGGAUUAAAGCUAUCGUGUGGCAAUCGAGGGCGCAGUUAUCCGCGGCGGAGAAAAAAUUGAAAGUGACCGUCGGCGAAGGAGGCGAAGGCGCCAUGUCGGAGAAAGAAGUGAAAGACGCGUUUACGGUUGGCGAGCACGACUUGAGCGAAGAAGAUACGUUGAAAAAUUCAAUUGGAUUGAUGAGGUGUUACGUCAAAUCGUGCGGUGUGAAAGAGUACACCAAAGGGUUCGUGAAAGUGAAGUGCGUGUUGAAAUUCAACGACGGGUAUUUGUUUUUGCUGAGGAAACAUUUGAUUUUUCUCGAACGGCCGGCGAUUGUGACUUUAGUGGAAGAUUUGGACGAGUUACGGAUCAUGAGAGCGGAAGCUGGAGGGUCGAGCAAUUUUGAUUUAGCGUGUAAAUUGGACGGCGUCGAAUACGAGUUUUUGAACAUUUCGAAGGAAUAUUUGUUGCCGGUGAGAGAGUGGCUGUCAAUGGUAUGCGAGGAAGCGCCGGCGGAGGGUGACGACGGCGACGACGAAGAGGAUGGAGGAAUGAAAAAGAGAAGUAGCAAAAAAGAGGACACGACGCAAGAUAUUCUCCAAGAUGUCAACUCGGAUUCCGACGACGACGACGACUCGGACGACGAUUUCAAAGGCGAGGAAUCUGAAGAAGGAGAAGAUGACGACGACGAUGAUGAUGAUGAUGAUGAUGAUGAUAACUCUGGAUCUGACGAUGACUCAGACGACGACGACUCGGACGACGACGAUGGUGCAUUUAACACGGUCGCGAAGAACGAAACGAAAGAGAAGAAGAAGUCACACACUCCGACCGGAACCAAACGUCCGCGCGAAGGCGAAGAAGAAGACAAAGAGGAGAAAAAGGGAGACGACGAUUUUGAAGACGCCGAAUCAUCGGACUCCGAUAACGCUUUCGGCAUGAGGUCCGUCGCUCCCUGA
Bathycoccus prasinos is the source of this 1461-nucleotide messenger RNA. RefSeq lists its product with no specific name. NCBI's taxonomy places the organism in Eukaryota, Viridiplantae, Chlorophyta, Mamiellophyceae, Mamiellales, Bathycoccaceae. Gene Ontology annotation, molecular function: nucleosome binding; histone binding. The coding region runs from base 1 to 1461 and encodes 486 amino acids. The record is from RefSeq and is a predicted model, not a curated record. The transcript has a single exon. Gene Ontology annotation, cellular component: FACT complex.